UGCAUCCCACGAUCCUGUUGUGUGGUGUUUUACGGUAAUUCAUGGUCUUGUUGUUGUGCGCAAUGCUAGUAAUGCUUCUUCCAUCACAAAAAAAACUGAACACAGCGGCCUUACGUACCAGAGAAAUAAAAACAGAUAUACCGUGCUGGCUGUCGGGCUGAGACACGGGUAUUUAAUUCAUUAUAUUGAUGUUUUCGUAAAUGAUGGACGUCAUGAAUUCGGUUGAUUUUCAAACACAGUUAACAUCCAUAAUGGAAACGAUGGCGAAAACAGCUGUAGCUGAAAUAAGCAAACUGCUCGAGGAGAAUUGUUUGUUUUUGCGCUUAGAGAUAUCGCGAUGCACGCGUGAAAACGAAGCUCUGCUACAGAAAUGUCAGUUUUUGGAGAUUGAACUUCAAGCCACCCGGAAAAACGCCGUGAAGAUGGACAGUAACGUUACUGAAGCUUCGUUCACACAUUCAGAACUGACAGACACUGGACAUCAGUCUGUAGUUGACAGUGUGUUUGCUAAGGAAUGGUCCACGAACAUGUGGAGAGACGAGGAGUCGAAUGUUGGUCAACAUGACAAUGAACAUGUAGUCUCUUCAGUCAACACAACAGAGUCAGCAAAUUUGCUGCAUGAGAAACCAGACAUGGUCUUGAUUAAAGAGGAGAUCUUCGAAGAUUGCUAUGGGAGGAAUAAAACUGAAGAAGACCAAGGAAACCGUUUGAGAGAAAUGCUGGUUCAAGUGGAGUGUAAAGGAGACCCAAAAUGGAUCCGGAUCCCAGUGAAAAACGACUGCUAUGACUUCGACGAAUUCAUUAUGGAAGCCUCAACGAAGUUUAACCUGCCACCUGGAACCAGUGUGGUCCUAACGGACUCUGAAGGAUUUGAUGUUGAUGCUGAUGUUUUCGACGAAUUAGUGAGAACAACUAAUGUGUCUUUCAAAAUUCUGUAUAGUGAUAAAUCAGAUUAUAUUGUCCAAGAUGAGUCAGGGAUCUCUGUGUCCUCAUGCCCUGAGUUGUCCUCAUCAUCAGUGAAAUCAAAAUAUUCAGACUCUACAGCAAUUGCACAAUGUGUAAAGACACGCAAAAGACAGCUGGUAGAGGAACAUCCUGACUGUAAUGUGGCAAAAGAUCUGGUUUACGAAGCUCUGCACUCAAAACUAGGAGGAUUUGGUAUAUUGAAAGAGUAUGAGCAAACCAACACGCUGUCUGAUAAGACACGAAGAAAGUUGGUCAACAUCCUUGUGGCAGAUAUGGUAGAGAGUCAUGGGAGGAUCCCACCAGUUAAUAUUCGGAUAAGCUACGCUCUUGGAAUUAUUACUCUUUUCCCCCAUUUGAAGGAUAAGUGCUCACCAACCGGUUAUGAACAAUACUACGAUCCACGCAGUGGCCUGGGUUACCUUGCUUACCGAUUGAAAACUGUUCAGCGCAACUCUGGAAAUCACUGUAAGGUCGCAUCCAAGUUCGUUUAUCAAGAUGGUCCGAAGACUUUGCGUGAGAUAUCUUCAUCUGAGCAGUUGUCGGGUAAUGAAUGCACAGAAGCCAUAUCCUUCAUGAAGCGUUCUACGGACAUGACAGUUAUUAUGGAGAGAAUGAGAGCAACAUUCAAGUACAGACAGAAUGCGAUGCAUGAUCCAGAGAAGUCUUCAUCCAUCCUUGAUUACUUUCCUCGAUUCUUGGAUACACCAGGAUUGAUUGAUCAGGACUUUAAAAUGCUUUUUGGAGAUGACAUCUCAAGCAAGUUUGUUUCGAAUUGGCCAACAUUCUACAAGCCAAGGAUAAUAGCUAACUGCAGAAACUUGCCGUUUGGUGCACAUGUGGAUGAUCUUCUGUUUGGUCAACAGGAGUCUGAUUAUGGAUGGGACAGUGACGUGGCAGCUAUUCUCUUGCUCGUUCAACUGUUACCUCCAACAGUAAAAACGAGGAAGAUUGGGAAAGUCAGUACGGCUCAAGCCGCUGGUCGUGUUGUCAAGUUCCUGAAGGUGGGGAUGAACAUAAAUACGUUCCUCGAGCAAGUUGGAUCAACAAAGCCCUUCCUCCUCUGUGUCGGGGAAACAAGGAGCAGCAUUCAGAAGUUUUAUGUCAUCGUGGACCAGAAAGCGAUUCCCUGCAUGAUGAAGACAGCUUUUGCAGCUUUUGAUGAACUGUUUAAGGCACACUUUGUCUUUGCUGCAUCCUAUGAUGAGGCCUUGUACAACUUCUACACAUUUAUUCAAACAACCGUGUAUGGAAUAGAUGUGGGCACUGCCAAGGAGAGUCCGAGAGUCAAAGAAAUCAGAGUGAGAAUUCAGAACACUGAGCUUUGAAUGUAUUGCAGCUCCAAUGUUAGCCUGCCACGUUUGCAGGGUACACCAGAAGUUACGUUUUACUUCAACAGCUGAAGUUUCAUGGUUUGUACCCAGUGAGUUCCUUGCGAUUCAGAUGUGGCGAUAAUGAAUGUUCAUCAGUGUUGCUAUCGUAUUAGAGAGUGUGCCGCUAAAGAAUUUAAUACUAAGUUGGAAUGUGUUUCCCCUGAUUUCUUUGAACCAGUCAGGCUAAAUGUGUUUUCAUGUUCAUGUAUUUCUCUAUUGAGGAGGUGUCUAAUAUUUCAAUUUUAUUUGUGUGGAUGAUUUCAUGUUUCAUAUGAUUGUGAACGUACAUCUUUCCGUACUAAAUGUUUAUUUUCGAUUGCAUAAUUGUUUAAAUUAAUGCAGUAAAGUGAUGUUUGAAUAUGUUAAAUAUGGUGCACCUCAAUUAAACAAGAUUUUGCAGA
This is a messenger RNA of Triplophysa rosa, 2737 nucleotides long. RefSeq lists its product as uncharacterized. NCBI's taxonomy places the organism in Eukaryota, Metazoa, Chordata, Actinopteri, Cypriniformes, Nemacheilidae. The record is from RefSeq and is a predicted model, not a curated record. The transcript is spliced from 12 exons. The coding region runs from base 201 to 2291 and encodes 696 amino acids.